CGUGGACGUCACUUCCGCCGGGACCGAACGCGACAACCGAACUGUGUUAACGUUGAGAUGGUGAAUAAUCGCCUUUUUGAGACUGAAGGAGCGCUGGAGACCGAGAGCCCUCGGUUAAUAGAGGAGUACCUCUCUCCACUACCAAGCUCUCCUUCUAAGAAAGGCUGUACUGCUAAACGGAAGCAGUAUUAUAUAAAUCGUGCCAUCCGCAACUCUGAUCUAACUCCAAGGGCCAAAGGGAGAAAGAGUCUACGCCGCCUGGAAAACAAUCGCUAUUUGAUGACUUUGCUGGAGAAAGAUGAAUGUGUGACAGAAGAGGGUGAAACCUGUAAUUAUUCUCCCCCCAGCAUAUUUACUGAAGCCUGUAAUAAUGAGACAUACAUUGAGAUAUGGAAUGAUUUCAUGAACCGCUCUGGAGAAGAGCAAGAGAAGGUGCUCUUGUACUUGGAGCAGGAAGUGAGGCGACCUAGAGAAAGGGCUAAUAAAGGAAAAGAUAAGAGGACAGGUACCUUCCUAAACCAUUUGUCUCCCGAUGUAAGGCAUGCUUACACCCCUGAGGAAUGUUACCAGCGGAUUAACCGUAGCCUGCGUUGUACCCUUAAAAGACGCCAAAUUCCAAUGGGUACACUGGAAUGUUUGGAGGAAGAGAUGCUUUCAUUCUUUUCAGUCAGUCCUGAGUCAGUAUAUAUUGCCAUGAUGGAAAACAGUUACCAGCGCCUCCUGCUGCACGCUGUGUGUCAGUACAUGGAUCUGGCCUCUGCUAGUUCCAACCUCCAAGGCAAACGCCAGAUGCGUGUGGUGAACAGGAACAGAGAGUUUUGCCCCCCAGAAUUGCUUCUCUCCACCUAUCUGCAAAUGAAAUGCUGACAGAUCGAGAGAGUGGUGGAUGCUGGAGCCCGUUUGAGAACGUAUUUAAACUUAAGGGCUUAAAAUCUCGGUACAAAGAGCAGCUGUGUGCAGCAACCCACUGUAACUUUAGCACAAAACAGGCUUCUCAGAAGCUAACAUGUGAUUUAGUUUCUGUGAGUUAAUGCACACCAUUGCACUUUCUACUGUUUGUAUUGUCCUCCA
Messenger RNA from Nanorana parkeri, 1071 nucleotides. RefSeq names its product R3H domain containing 4 (gene R3HDM4). Gene Ontology annotation, molecular function: nucleic acid binding. Bases 58 to 867 code for a protein of 269 amino acids. The transcript has 8 exons. The record is from RefSeq and is a predicted model, not a curated record. Lineage: Eukaryota; Metazoa; Chordata; Amphibia; Anura; Dicroglossidae.